Molecule: messenger RNA, 693 nt
Organism: Saccharomyces eubayanus
Lineage: Eukaryota; Fungi; Ascomycota; Saccharomycetes; Saccharomycetales; Saccharomycetaceae
Gene: CIS3
Product: Cis3p
Exons: 1
Coding region: 1-693 (230 amino acids)
Biological process (GO): fungal-type cell wall organization
Cellular component (GO): fungal-type cell wall
Molecular function (GO): structural constituent of cell wall
Source: RefSeq, a predicted model, not a curated record
AUGCAAUUCAAGAACGUCGCCCUAGCUGCCUCCGUCGCUGCCCUAUCUGCCACCGCCUCCGCUGAAGGUUACACUCCAGGUGAACCAUGGUCCACUUUGACUCCAACCGCCACCAUGUCCUGCGGUGCCACCCAAUACACUUCUACUUUCGGUAUUGCCGUUCAAGCUGUUUCUUCCGCCAAGGCCAAGAGAGACGUUAUCUCCCAAAUCGGUGACGGCCAAGUUCAAGCCACUACUGCUGCUUCCUCUGUUGCUGCCGCUCAAGUCACUGACGGUCAAAUUCAAGCAUCAACUACCGCUGCCACAACCAGUUCCGUGAAGUCCUCUUCCUCUGCUGCCUCUAAAUCCUCUUCCUCCGCUUCUUGCGCUGCUACUCCAUCUUUGAAGGACAGCUCUUGUAAGAACUCAGGUACUUUAGAAUUGGUCUUGAAGGACGGUGUCUUGACUGACGGUAAGGGCAGAAUCGGUUCCAUUGUUUCCAACAGACAAUUCCAAUUCGAUGGUCCACCACCACAAGCCGGUGCCAUCUACGCUGCCGGUUGGUCCAUCACCGAAGAUGGUUACUUAGCCUUAGGUGACAAGGACGUCUUCUACCAAUGUUUGUCCGGUAACUUCUACAACUUGUACGACGAAAACGUCGCCGAACAAUGUAGCGCCAUUCAUUUGGAAGCUGUUUCUUUGGUCGAUUGUUAA